Messenger RNA from Trachymyrmex septentrionalis, 1836 nucleotides. RefSeq names its product protein spinster (gene spin). Gene Ontology annotation, molecular function: transmembrane transporter activity. Gene Ontology annotation, biological process: transmembrane transport. The record is from RefSeq and is a predicted model, not a curated record. The transcript has 10 exons. Gene Ontology annotation, cellular component: membrane. NCBI's taxonomy places the organism in Eukaryota, Metazoa, Arthropoda, Insecta, Hymenoptera, Formicidae. Bases 125 to 1693 code for a protein of 522 amino acids.
GUUUAAUCAGAGGUGGUGUGAUGCGCGUACAGUGACGCUCGAAGAUGCUCAUAAACAGUUUUUUGUUAUCGAGCGGCGGGCGUGACGCGAUUAACACCGGCAACACUGAGGAACUUAUCUCGUCAUGGUAGAUAAUCGAACACCCAUUAACUCGGAAAAUAAAUAUUGUAUGGUAAAUGCGGAUCAGGAUAACUCAAGAGAAAUACACGCGAAAGAAACGAUGCCUUCGGAGCUAAGGUCGAUCAGCGUGGCCGACUGGAUCACAGUCGCGGUCCUCUGUUUCGUAAAUCUCAUAAAUUAUAUGGACCGCUUCACGAUUCCUGGAAUAUUAACGUACAUCAAGCAUGACUUUAGUAUCACUAACGAUAAGUCUGGGCUACUGCAAACAGCAUUCAUUUUGAGCUACAUGGUGUUUGCGCCAUUAUUUGGAUAUUUAGGAGAUCGUUACAAUAGAAAAUUUAUUAUGAGUGGUGGUGUAUUUUUAUGGUGCCUAACAACAUUUAUUGGUUCUUAUAUGAAAACCUUUGGAUGGUUCCUAUUCUUUAGGACACUUGUUGGCAUAGGAGAAGCUAGUUACUCUACAAUUGCGCCAACAAUUAUUAGUGAUUUAUUUAUAAAAGAUGUACGUUCUAAGAUGCUCGCCCUAUUUUACUUUGCUAUUCCAGUUGGAAGUGGUUUAGGAUAUAUUACUGGAGGUGAAACAGCUCGUAUUACUGGUCAAUGGCAAUGGGGGUUGCGUAUUACUCCAGUAUUAGGAAUUGUAGCGAUUCUUCUGUUACUUUUUGUAGUAAGAGAUCCUAUCAGAGGUGAACGUGAAGGAGGUAUUCAUUUGACAAGUACUACAUGGUCAUAUGAUGUCAAGCAAUUAUUAAAGAAUUCAAGUUUUAUGCUGUCUACUGCAGGAUUUACUUGUGUAGCGUUUGUCACUGGUGCGCUGGCAUGGUGGGCGCCAAUAUAUUUACAAUUAGGUUUCCAAUUACUUCCUUAUGAAGCAAAUGCUGAUCCAGAAGAUGUUGCAUAUCAGUUUGGCUUAAUUGGUAUGGCAUCUGGUCUAAUAGGUGUACCUUUAGGUUCUGCUAUAGCACAAAAAUUACGAACUUACUGGCAACAAGCUGAUCCUCUGAUAUGUGCCGUAGGCCUUUUAAUAAGUGCUCCUCUAUUAUUCUUCGCUAUGAUUACUGCCAAUACAAAUUCUACUCUUUGUUAUAUAUUAAUAUUUUUUGGUCAGUUAUCACUAAAUUUGAAUUGGGCUAUUGUAGCAGAUAUAUUAUUGUAUGUAGUAAUUCCCACAAGAAGGUCCACAGCAGAGGCAUUUCAAAUACUCAUUGCACACGCUCUUGGGGAUGCAGGCAGUCCUUAUCUUAUUGGACUUAUAUCGGAAGGAUUAAAGUCCACAUUCUUGUCGGAUAUAGGAAGACAAUCUGAUAUUUAUGAUAGUCAAAAUAUAAGCGUAGAGUUCCAUAGUCUACAAUAUGCAAUGUUUCUUACAAUGUUUGUAGAAGUAUUCGGUGCUCUAUUCUUUUUCCUGACAUCAUUACAUAUACAGCAGGACAAGGCAUUAGUUGAUCUUGCUAUUGCGGGUGAAAGUCUUUCCGAUUCAGUAUGUAUUUGCAACGACGCAGUUAACAGCGAAUUACAAAAUGAUACAAAUACUAUACUGGAAUUUAAUAGACACGUGGAACCAUCUGACUAGAUUUUUGUAGGAUCUUAAUACUUUAAAUAAGGUAUGAAUGUAUUGUUACGAAUGUAUAGUAUGAUUCUAUCAAAUAUUUGUUUUUAUGAUGUAAAAUGGUUAUUGAUACAAAGAUACAUGUAUUAUGUGCAGAAUGUAUAUUU